AUGAAUUAUGCAAAUGUCCCUACUCAGACACAUAUGCAAGGACUAGGGGCGGAGUCAAUGUUCUUCAACCCCAACACUGCACAAGAAAUUUGCCCUGGAAUUUGGUUGGGACCAUACACUUCUUUGCUCAAUGAUUACCAGCCGAAUGGAAGCAGCUCUAGUUUUUUGACGGAAAAAAAUGUCAAGAUGAUCAUCAAUUGCGGUUCAACUAUGCAAUUUCUCGACUUGGUGGAAAACUCGCCAAACGUAUCUAUAUCUUCAGACAUCAUCAUCCUAAGCUUGGACCCUGCGUUUGACUACCAGUCGGAAUUGAUUAAAACAUUCAAUACAAAGUUCAAUCGAGUAUUGCAAAACUAUUUACUGUACUUUUAUACCAAUAACCCAGUGCUGAAAACCCUGAUCCACAGUCUACCCCAAUCACAUGACCUAAACUUGAGCUCCCCAAUUCUAUCCGGCUCCAAUUUGAAAAUCCAAUUCUUCAAGAUUAUCAGAUUGAUUUCAUUGUUUAAACAUGUGUUCAACCAAGAUUUACAAGUAUUGUUUCUUUCAGAAACUGGAAACUCAAACUUAUCUUCCGGACUCUGCAUUGCCUACUUGAUGGAUACAUACAAGUAUAACUUGCAAAAUAGCUUCAAAUUGCUACAACUGAAGAGACCUACAAUCAGUGAAUUGAGAACAAGCUAUUACGAAGAUUUACUAAUUAUUGAGAACUUGAAAAAGUUUUAUUUGGAAAACAUUGAAUUGAAACUGCAGAAUCCAUCUUUGUUGGUGAGUAAGUUCAAGAGAGGGCAAUGCGACAUUGGCCAGGAUGGACAAGAUGUCGAUGGUGACGACGACAAUAUGAGAGACGAAAUAUUGGUAGGAGCAGGAGCUGACAAUUUUGGAAGAGGACUUGGAAGAAAACGGAGAUUCCGUUAA
Messenger RNA from Lodderomyces elongisporus, 918 nucleotides. RefSeq lists its product as uncharacterized. The transcript has a single exon. Gene Ontology annotation, molecular function: F-box domain binding. NCBI's taxonomy places the organism in Eukaryota, Fungi, Ascomycota, Pichiomycetes, Serinales, Debaryomycetaceae. Gene Ontology annotation, biological process: negative regulation of protein binding; negative regulation of SCF-dependent proteasomal ubiquitin-dependent catabolic process; regulation of ERK1 and ERK2 cascade. The record is from RefSeq and is a predicted model, not a curated record. Gene Ontology annotation, cellular component: cytoplasm; nucleoplasm. Bases 1 to 918 code for a protein of 305 amino acids.